AUGAAUAAUGCACGAGUGAGUCACACAGCAUCUAUAUUAUCAAAUGGAAAAGUAUUAGUUACUGGUGGACAAGGCAAUGGUGGUGUCUUGUUAGAUAGUGCUGAAUUGUAUGAUCCAUCAACAGGUAUUUGGACAACUACUGGUAGCAUGAUAAAUGCACGAUAUUAUCACACAGCGUCUGUUUUAUCAAAUGGGAAAGUAUUAAUUACUGGUGGCGAGAACAAUGGUUAUUUAAAUAGUGCUGAGUUGUAUGAUCCAUCAACAGGUACUUGGACAUCUACGAGUAACAUGGCUAUUGCACGAGAUUCUUACACACCAUCUGUAUUAUCAAAUGGAAAAGUAUUCGUUCCUGGUGGAUACAAUAAUAUUGUUGGUUAUUUAAAUAGUGCUGAAUUGUAUGAUCCAUCUACAGGUACUUGGACACCUACGAGUAACAUGACUAUUGCACGGGAUUGGUAUACACCCUCUGUAUUAUCAAAUGGAAAAGUAUUAGUUACUGGUGGUAUAAGCUUUAGUUAUAGUGCUUUAAAUAGUGCUGAACUGUAUGAUCCAUCAACAGGUACUUGGACAACUACUGGUAACAUGAGUACUGCGCGGGGUUAUCACACAGCAUCUAUAUUAUCAAACGGAAAAGUAUUAGUUACUGGUGGAUAUGAUUAUCAUGCUUAUUUUAAUAGUGCUGAGCUGUAUGAUCCAUCAACAGGUACAUGGACGCCUACUGGUAACAUGAAUAUUGCACGAGAGCGACAUACAGCAUCUGUAUUAUCAAAUGGAAAAGUAUUAGUUACUGGUGGAGAUGACUAUGGUGCUAUCAAUAGUGCUGAGUUAUAUGAUCCAUCAACAGGUAUUUGGACAACUACUGAUAGCAUGACUAAUGCACGAUAUUGGCACACAGCAUCUGUAUUAUUAAAUGAAAAAGUACUAGUUACUGGUGGAUACGAUGCUAAUGGUGUUGCUUUAAAUAGUGCAGAAUUAUAUUAA
Molecule: messenger RNA, 981 nt
Organism: Adineta steineri
Lineage: Eukaryota; Metazoa; Rotifera; Eurotatoria; Adinetida; Adinetidae
Source: the annotation of a GenBank genome assembly